GUCGAUUGAAGCUCCCUCGCUCAUUUACAAGAACAAUUUUUCACCUUUCCGAAUGAUAAGGAUCGAGAAGCUGGAUUUGGAAGUUGGGUCUUUUUGAUUCGGCCGAAAGAUGGAGGCAUUGAAUUUGCUUCCCGCUCUCUCUUCUCCCUCUUGCUGUUCUCCUUCGUCUCCGCGCCCGAGGCGAGAAGGGUUCUGCUACUUCGCCUCGUCGCCUAGACACCGCAAACCCGGUUCGAAUCGCGUCGCGGUGAGAGCCGUCAGGGAGAAGACGAGCGAGGCGCAGAACCCACCUUCGCCGUCUGCUUCGGCGGAUGAAACCACCAAGAAGUAUGGCCUCGAAGCUGGUCUCUGGCAGAUAUUCAGUUCAAAAGAGGAAGGAAAGGGAGAUAGUGAGCAGAAGAAGUCAAGGACAGAUCAAGCCAAGGAACUCCUUGCCAAAUACGGGGGAGCAUACCUGGCUACCUCCAUCACUCUUUCCUUGAUCUCAUUCUCGCUUUGUUACGCCCUCAUCAGCGCCGGCGUCGACGUACAAUCUCUGUUGCAGAAGGGGGGAAUUUCGGUGGAUGCCACCGGAGAGAAGGUUGGGACCUUUGCUUUGGCCUACGCCGCGCACAAAGCCGCGUCCCCAAUUCGGUUUCCUCCGACGGUGGCCCUCACUCCCAUAGUUGCCGGUUGGAUCGGGAAGAAAGUAGUUGAUAAGGAGAAGUGAUUUGCACAUUGAUUCUCUGAUGUUCCCAAGCCAUGGUUCUGUAUCCUUACAUGUAAUAGCUGUAGAACAUACUUUUUGACAUUUUUCUCAGCACAAAUUAUGGCUC
Molecule: messenger RNA, 815 nt
Organism: Rhodamnia argentea
Lineage: Eukaryota; Viridiplantae; Streptophyta; Magnoliopsida; Myrtales; Myrtaceae
Exons: 3
Coding region: 110-709 (199 amino acids)
Cellular component (GO): mitochondrion
Source: RefSeq, a predicted model, not a curated record